GUUGAAUUUUUGGAGAGAGAGAGAGAGAGAGAGAGAGAGAGAGUGGUCUUACACACAAGAAAAGAAGACCAAGGUUGAGGAUGAGCUUUUGGUACUUUAUUUAGUCUUACAAGAAUCCAUUCCAGUUAGGGUUUGGUCUCAUUUCAGACACACACUGCACCAAAAUAGCAUCGGACAUUCCAACAGCUUCAACUUCAUACUUCAAUUCUUCAUCGCUGGUGACCCAUUUUGUGAUUGUUAGAAGAUUCGGGAAAAUGACGGUACCAAAGCAAAACUAUACUCGAAUAAACACUUUGGAGCUGAAAGCUGUUAUUGUAAAGAAGGUUGGUAAUCAGAGAGCUGGCACGUACUUUGAUCAGCUUGGGAAGUUGGUUAGUUCAAAGAUCAGCAAAGCUGAGUUUGACAAGAUUUGCAUCACGACGAUUGGAAAGGAAAAUGUUCCUCUCCAUAAUCAACUCAUUAGGGCAAUUUUGAAGAAUGUUUGUUUGUCUAAAGUUCCACCUCAUAGAAGUUCUGCAAAAAAAGAGAGGGUCUUGAAUGCAAAAGAUUCAAAUCGGCAGCAGAGCAGAUCAAUUCAAAUGCAGUACGGGGAUGCCUUUCCUCCUUCUCUGCGCAGGGGUGGUUCUUUGGCUACUUGUGAAGGGAUGCUUACGGGUCGUCAGAGUGCUUUGGGACAGUUAGGGAAGCCCCGAAACCUUGGAUCUAAAGAUUUGAUCUAUAAGACUCCAGAGCAGCAGAGUGCAACAGAACUGAAUUCCCUUGGCAGCAGACCUCCUAUUUCUGUUGAAGAUGGAGAAGAGGUUGAACAGCUCGGUGGAAGCCCAAGCCCAAGCAUUCAAAGUAAGAGUCCUGUUGCAGCCCCUCUUGGGGUAUCCAUGAAUUCUGGUUAUGGACGUAGUCCUCUUUCUAUUGCAUCAUCAUGCAGAAAGCAUCCUCGAGAAACCUGUUUCAGCAAUGGAUAUCUCCCUGACACAUCAUCUUUGAGGAGUCGUUUGGAGCAAAAGUUGAAGAAGGAGGGUUUAACCGUGACAGUGGAUUGUGUAAAUCUAUUGAAUAAUGCAAUGGAUUCUUAUCUGAAGAGGUUGGUUGAAUCCUCUACGGGUUUAUCAUCUGGGUUGAGAUUCGGGAAUGAGCACCGAAGACAAGGAAAUGGACAGUCAAUAGCUGAUUCAAAUAUACUGCAACCCAGAAGGUAUAUGCAAACAGCAACACAAUCUUCUUGCGCAUCUCUCUUGGAUUUUCGCGUUGCAAUGGAAUUAAAUCCACAAGUUCUUGGACCAGAUUGGCCCACACAGCUUGAGAAGAUUUGUAUACGUGCUUCUAAUGAAUGAAGACUUUGUAUCAGUAGAUCAGAAAUUUAAUGAAUGAAGACUUUGUAUCAGUAGAUCAGAUAUUUAGUAGCAGAUGAAACCAAAAAUUAGGCAGGAGUUGGGAGGCAGCCUGCAGUUGUGGAAUGCUUUGAAUUAUGAACUGUCUUUACUUCAACUGACAUGGAAUUUUUGUCUAUUCCCAAAGUCACAACUUGUCAAAAUAUAAUAAGCUAUAGCAUUAUUUUAGAUAGAGAUUGAUAAUUGUUAGGAAGUGGGUCAAGUCAAUACAAGAGAUAGGAACCUCUGGAUAGGUUAAUAAGUUCAUUGUAUCAUGUAAUACCAUUUUUCAAUAAUAUCCAGUUCUGAUUGUUAGA
Molecule: messenger RNA, 1684 nt
Organism: Medicago truncatula (barrel medic)
Lineage: Eukaryota; Viridiplantae; Streptophyta; Magnoliopsida; Fabales; Fabaceae
Exons: 2
Coding region: 255-1331 (358 amino acids)
Biological process (GO): regulation of transcription by RNA polymerase II
Cellular component (GO): SAGA complex
Molecular function (GO): transcription coactivator activity
Source: RefSeq, a predicted model, not a curated record